AUGGAGUCAUUUUUCAAGCCUAAAAGGGGUGAUAAAUCAAGUGAGUUGCUUCCUUCUACUGACAAUGUUGGCAUGCCUACAUCAUCACACCAUGAACAUGGUACUUCUCAGCAGCAAAAGAAGCCAUCAUAUGCUCAACCAACUAUAUCAAGUAAAGCCAAAGAAGUUGCAGUUCAAAGAAAUGGAGGUACUUAUGAGCGUGAUCCAGGUUUGCGGCGCCAAAUUUAUGAAUAUCCAGUGAAUCAACGUGAUGAGGUACGUCGAGCUUAUUUAAAACAGGGACCUUUCAAACCUAGAUUAUCCAAAUAUCCUCCUACUUGGGAUGGAAGACAAGAUCGUUAUUUUCAAUAUAGUUGGCUGAGACAGCAUUCAUGGCUAGAGUACUCUAUCGAAAAGAACAAAGCAUAUUGCUUCCCUUGCUUUAUUUUUGAAACGGAUCCACCUAAGCGUCCUGCAUUUACAAUAGAAGGUUUCUCAGAUUUCAAGCAUAUUGGUUCUAAUAAGAUGGUAUCUACAUGUUCAUUUGUUCAACAUGUUGGACAUAUCAAAUCUUCUCACAUGGUAGCUGUGGAAGCUUGUGAAAUUCUUCGGAGGCCAUCUCGCCAUAUUGAUAUAGUUUUUCGUAAACAAAGUAAGGAGAUUAUAGCAAAGAACAGGCUACGACUAAAGGUAGCAAUUGAGACAGUUAUAGUGAUUGGUCUUCAUGCAUGUCCUUUUAGAGGUAACGACGAGUCAUUAGAGUCAACAAAUUGUGGUAAGUUUAUUGGUUUGAUGAAAUAUGCAGCCAUAUUGAAUGACAAGAUUGCUGAAGUUAUCUUAGGAAAUGCACCUGGAAAUGCAAUGUAUACUUCACCGAAGAUUCAAAAGAAAAUUCUACAUAUUCUCGCUAACAAGGUAAAGGAUAUUAUUCGUGCAGAAAUCGGAGAUGCUAAAUUUUUUAUUCUUGUAGAUGAAGCACAAGAUUCAUCAGUUCAAGAGCAAAUGGCUAUUGUUCUGAGGUUUGUUGAUACUAAUGGUUGUAUUAGAGAGCGGUUUUUUGCAGUCAGAAGUGUUGAGGACACCACGUCAUUAACUUUAAAGAGGGAGAUUUCCGAAGCUCUUGCUUCACAUGGUCUUUUAGUAGAAAAUAUUCUGGGUCAGGGGUAUGAUGGUGCUAGUAAUAUGAGAGGAGCAUGGAAUGGGUUGCAGACAUUGUUUCUUAGAGAUUUUCCAUAUGCUUAUUAUGUCCAUUGCGUUGCUCACAGGUUACAACUAGCAUUAGUAUAA
Papaver somniferum (opium poppy) is the source of this 1266-nucleotide messenger RNA. RefSeq names its product zinc finger MYM-type protein 1-like. The record is from RefSeq and is a predicted model, not a curated record. NCBI's taxonomy places the organism in Eukaryota, Viridiplantae, Streptophyta, Magnoliopsida, Ranunculales, Papaveraceae. The transcript has a single exon. The coding region runs from base 1 to 1266 and encodes 421 amino acids.